AAGUGAUGAGAUUUUCAAAAAAUGAAUGCAAUUUUGAUGAUUAAAAUGCAGUUAUGUUUGCAUUCAUGAGACUGUGAUUCACAUAUCAUUACAAUUACGCGAUAAAUGCCUACAUUUGCAGACAUUGCGUACAGCUAUCACCGCAAACACAUCCCGAGUACCGAUCAAAGAGCUUCCGAAGAAUGUCGAGACCAGUGAAGGAUGUGAUCAAAAACUCUUCGCCAUUGCGAUGGCUAUUGAAGCGCCGAAACCUGAUAUCACUUGCGGUCACACUUUGUGUCUGUUUUCUCGUCUAUCAGUUGCUGUCACUCAAAGAGCUCAACCUCCAGAUGUCCGGUCGCAUCGCACAGGUAGCCAAAGGUGUGGCCGACAAGUAUGGCAAACAUGUGAUUACUAAGACUGUGGUCGACGACAGUGUCAAUGAUAAUCGGUUUAAGAGUUUUAUGGACACCAACGCCAAUCAGGUGUUGAAUCAGAUUGAGAGCAAUUAUGUCAUAAAUAAGACAAUUGAUGGCCAAAGUGAACACCAGUUGGUGGACAAUGUGGUGAUAAUUGGCGUUUUACCAAAGUUUGCCACACUUUACCAACAGACUAAUGACUCGUUUCGGUGUCUGUUAUCGGGUGAACGGAUUCCAUACCAUUAUCUUAACGAUGAUUACUGUGAUUGUGUCGAUGGAAGUGAUGAGCCCUCGACUAAUGCCUGUCCGACCAAUAAAUUUUACUGCACGACUAACUCAGCCAAUAGUCAACACUAUAUAUCGUCGGCUAAAGUGAACGACGGAAUAUGCGACUGUUGUGACGGUUCCGAUGAAUACAAAGGUCUUUCCACACCAUUAAAGCUAACCGACUCUCAAAAGCAGACAAUUCAGUCCAACAGAUGGAUAGUGGCAACGCCUCCCUGUCCUAACCGGUGUAGUGUCUAA
Oppiella nova is the source of this 923-nucleotide messenger RNA. Lineage: Eukaryota; Metazoa; Arthropoda; Arachnida; Sarcoptiformes; Oppiidae. The record is from the annotation of a GenBank genome assembly.